AGAACAGCAGGGUGUCAGCAACAAUAGGUAACAGCUCUGACCUCACCUGCCCUCCCAAAUCAAAUGCAACUAUGAUAACAUGGAAAAUAAGCCCCAAGAUUGGAGGUCCCUGCACCUUGGGAUACAGGGCGGACCGGAACAAGACAGACAGAACAAACUGCAGUGACAGCAUGGGCUGGAAAUUCAGACCAGAUCAGAAUCCUGCCCUUGAAAUACGGCAAGUGGGAAUAGCUCAUGAGGGAAAUUACACCCGCGAAGUGGUAGCAACAGAAGGGAAUUUCCACAGGACGUACCACCUGACCGUGCUAGUCCCUCCCAGGCUGACCCUGUACUGUGAUGACCACGGGAACGCCGUGUGCGAGGCAGCGGCCGGGAAGCCGGCUGCUCACAUCUCGUGGGUCCUAGAGAGCAACUCCACCCCCAGGGAAGAAGGCCACGACAACGGGACAGUGACUGUUCUCAGCAAGUUCACAGCAUACAGCACCGACGUGACUAAUACAACCUGCAUUGUGUCCCACCCAGCUGGGAACCAGAGCAAGUCCAUAGCCUGUCAC
Molecule: messenger RNA, 554 nt
Organism: Cariama cristata (Red-legged seriema)
Lineage: Eukaryota; Metazoa; Chordata; Aves; Cariamiformes; Cariamidae
Product: cell surface glycoprotein CD200 receptor 1-A-like
Exons: 2
Biological process (GO): regulation of neuroinflammatory response
Cellular component (GO): external side of plasma membrane
Molecular function (GO): signaling receptor activity
Source: RefSeq, a predicted model, not a curated record